GCGCGCUUUCUCCCUGCGGAUCUCAGUAAUGAGGAGACUGAGUUUGUGGUGGCUGCUGAGCAGGGUCUGUCUGCUGCUGCCGCCGCCCUGCGCUCUGGUGCUGGCCGGGGUGCCCGGCUCCUCCUCGCAUCCGCAGCCCUGCCAGAUCCUCAAGCGCAUCGGGCACGCGGUGAGGGUGGGCGCGGUGCACUUGCAGCCCUGGACCACGGCCCCCCGCGCCGCCAGCCGUGCUCCGGACGGUAGCCGGGCCGGCGCCCAGCGGGAUGAGCCCGAGCCAGGGACUUGGCGACCCCCGGCGCCCUCGCCCGGCGCACGUCGGUUGGGGAGCGCCUUGCAUGGCCGGGGCCCGCCGCGCGCCCGAAAGCCCGGGGAGGGCGCGGGGGCCGAGACCCUGUGGCCUCGGGACGCCCUCCUCUUCGCGGUGGACAACCUGAACCGCGUGGAAGGUUUGCUGCCCUACAACCUAUCUUUGGAAGUAGUGAUGGCCAUCGAGGCGGGCCUGGGCGACCUGCCGCUCUUGCCCUUCUCCUCCCCAAGCUCGCCGUGGAGCAGUGACCCUUUCUCCUUUCUGCAGAGCGUGUGCCACACCGUGGUGGUGCAAGGGGUGUCGGCGCUGCUCGCCUUCCCCCAGAGCCAGGGCGAGAUGAUGGAGCUCGAUUUGGUCAGCUCUGUCCUGCACAUUCCAGUGAUCAGCAUCGUGCGCCACGAGUUUCCGCGGGAGAGUCAGAAUCCCCUUCACCUACAACUGAGUUUAGAAAAUUCAUUAAGUUCUGAUGCUGAUGUCACUGUCUCAAUCCUGACCAUGAACAACUGGUACAAUUUUAGCUUGUUGCUGUGCCAAGAAGACUGGAACAUCACUGACUUCCUCCUCCUUAUCCAGAAAAAUUCCAAGUUCCACCUUGGCUCUAUCAUCAACAUCACCACCAACCUCUCCUCCACCGAGGACCUCUUGAGCUUCCUGCAGGUCCAGCUUGAGAGUAUUAAGAACAGUACGCCCACCAUGGUGAUGUUUGGCUGUGACAUGGAAAGUAUCCGGCGGAUUUUUGAAAUUACCACCCAGUUUGGAGUAACCCCCUCUGAGCUUCGUUGGGUGCUGGGGGAUUCCCAGAACGUCGAGGAACUAAGGACAGAAGGUUUGCCCCUCGGGCUCAUUGCUCAUGGAAAAACAACGCAGUCUGUCUUUGAGUACUAUGUACAAGAUGCCAUGGAACUGGUUGCGAGAGCUGUAGCCACGGCCACCAUGCUCCAGCCAGAACUCGCGCUUAUCCCCAGCACGAUGAACUGCAUGGAGGCAGAAGCCGCAAAUCUCACUUCAGGACAAUAUUUAUCAAGGUUUCUAGCCAACACCACCUUCAGAGGCCUCAGUGGUUCCAUCAAAGUAAAAGGUUCCACUAUCAUCAGCUCAGAAAACAACUUUUUCAUCUGGAAUCUGCAACAUGACCCCAUGGGAAAGCCAAUGUGGACCCGUUUGGGCAGAUGGCAAGGGGGCAAGAUUGUCAUGGACUAUGGAAUAUGGCCAGAGCAGACCCAGAGGCACAAAACCCACUUCCAAUACCCGAGUAAACUACACUUGAGAGUGGUUACCCUGAUUGAGCAUCCAUUUGUCUUCACACGGGAGGUAGAUGAUGAAGGCUUGUGCCCUGCUGGCCAACUCUGUCUAAACCCCAUGACUAAUGACUCCUCCAUGUUGGACAGCCUUUUUAACAGCCUCCAUAGCAGUAAUGAUACAGUGCCCAUCAAAUUCAAGAAGUGCUGCUAUGGAUAUUGCAUUGAUCUGCUGGAAAAGCUAGCGGAAGACAUGAACUUUGACUUUGACCUCUAUAUUGUUGGGGAUGGCAAGUAUGGAGCCUGGAAAAAUGGGCACUGGACUGGGCUGGUGGGUGAUCUCCUGAGUGGGUCAGCCCACCUGGCAGUCACUUCCUUCAGCAUCAAUACUGCACGAAGCCAAGUGAUAGAUUUCACCAGUCCUUUCUUUUCCACCAGCUUGGGCAUCUUAGUGAGGACCCGAGACACAGCAGCUCCCAUUGGAGCCUUCAUGUGGCCACUCCAUUGGACAAUGUGGCUGGGGAUUUUUGUGGCUCUGCACAUCACUGCCAUCUUCCUCACUCUGUAUGAAUGGAAGAGCCCCUUUGGUAUGACUCCCAAGGGACGGAAUAGAAGUAAAGUCUUCUCCUUUUCUUCAGCCUUGAAUGUCUGUUAUGCCCUCUUGUUUGGUAGAACAGCAGCCAUCAAACCCCCAAAAUGCUGGACUGGCAGGUUUCUAAUGAACCUUUGGGCCAUUUUCUGUAUGUUUUGCCUUUCUACAUACACAGCGAACUUGGCUGCUGUCAUGGUAGGUGAGAAGAUCUAUGAAGAGCUUUCUGGAAUACAUGAUCCUAAGCUACAUCAUCCCUCUCAAGGCUUCCGCUUUGGAACUGUCCGGGAAAGCAGUGCUGAAGAUUAUGUGAGACAAAGCUUCCCAGAGAUGCAUGAGUAUAUGAGAAGGUACAAUGUACCAGCCACCCCUGAUGGAGUGGAGUAUUUGAAGAAUGAUCCAGAGAAACUAGACGCCUUCAUCAUGGACAAAGCCCUUCUGGAUUAUGAAGUGUCAAUAGAUGCUGACUGCAAACUUCUAACCGUGGGGAAGCCAUUUGCUAUAGAAGGGUAUGGCAUUGGUCUCCCACCCAACUCUCCACUGACCUCCAAUAUAUCCGAGCUAAUCAGUCAAUACAAGUCACAUGGGUUUAUGGAUGUGUUGCAUGACAAGUGGUACAAGGUGGUUCCCUGUGGAAAGAGAAGCUUUGCUGUCACUGAGACUUUGCAAAUGGGCAUCAAACACUUCUCUGGACUCUUUGUGCUGCUGUGCAUCGGCUUUGGUCUGUCCAUCUUGACAGCCGUUGGGGAGCACAUGGUGUACAGGCUGCUGCUGCCGCGGAUCAAGAGCAAAUCCAGGCUGCAGUACUGGCUCCACACCAGCCAGAGAUUACACAGAGCACUAAACACAUCGUUUGUAGAGGAAAAGCAGCAGCGUUUCAAGACUAAACGUGUGGAAAGGAGGGCCAGUGUGGGACCCCGUCAGCUCACUGUGUGGAAUACUUCCAAUCUGAGUCAGGAUAACCGACGAAAAUACAUCUUUAGUGAUGAGGGAGGACAAAACCAGCUGAGCAUCCGGACCCACCAGGACAUCCCGCUCCCUCCAAGGAGAAGAGAGCUCCCUGCCUCGCUGACCACCAACGGGAAGGCAGACUCCCUAAAUGGAGCUCGGAACUCAGUGAUGCAGGAACUCUCAGAGCUUGAGAAGCAGAUUCAGGUGAUCCGUCAGGAGCUGCAGCUGGCUGUGAGCAGGAAAACAGAGCUGGAAGAGUAUCAAAGGACAAACCGGACUUGCCCCGACAUAGAUUUGCACCUGCCUUUGGAAGACGUUGCCUCGUAGCCGCCCCCACCCAUCGGUAAGAGCCAAGGACACCGCAGCGUCUGCUGUCCCGAUGUGCCGGUGCGCCUCCUGACGACGAGCCAGCCUUGCUCCUCAUGGACUCGGGCCCUUUUCUAACUCAGCUCCUCCUGACUGUUCUUGAGAAGCUGGCUAUUUAAAGGAACCCAGAGGUGAAUUCUUUUGUAAAGUAAAGAAUUGUUUUGUAAUGCAAUUAAUUCUCCCUUAACGUAUCUGUUUUGUAAGUUUGGAUUUUUGUAUUGUGUGCUUAAGGGUUUACCUUAAGCUUCUCUCCUAAGGCGUUCUGAGCGGUGGUAGCAGCCGCAGGGUCCUGCCUACCCACAAAGUGGAUGGCCAGGGGGUGGCCAGCAGCAGCAGGGGCUGAAAGCAGGCUUGCUGCCGUCGGCAUCGCUUGAAAUGCCUCCGUGUUCUGGAUGAAGAGGAACCACAUAGCUGCUUGUGGUGGAACGAAGCGGCCCCAAGUAGCGGUGGUUGUCAUUAUCGGUAGUAACUGAACAGUGUUUUGCAGUCUGUGAAAGUGUGUUGUGUUUUAUAAAAAAAGUUCAUGAAAUGGUGGGUCCUUUGAAAACCCUCCUUUCUGUUCUGCUCCACCUGUUCUUUCAACUCCCCUCGGGCUCAAAAACCACAAAGAUCAAAGUCUUCAGGUGGAGGAUGGUAUUUUAGUGAGGAAGAAAGAGGUAAGGGAUUGCUCCCUUGCCUCCUCGUCCGGACUCCUAUUUCAUGAGAUCAGGAAGGUCCAUUCUUUUCCAAACUCUGGUGCUGGGCAGCCGGACAACCUGAUUGUGUCGCACACCCCACCCUGUUUUCCAAGGGGAAGUUCCUGGCACAAGAAGCACACAAUACAAUAUGGCGGGUGUGAGCAGGAACAGAUAGGCUACGUGCUUCAUGUAAAUAAUACCGAGGGCCCCAGAGUGCGGAUGCCUCGAGGUAGAGGAGCAGCAAGGGGAUCCCUCUAACUAUUAAAAGACGAGUUGGAAAAAUGGGACAGCCAAGUGAGGCAGCCACAGGGACACAAUCAGUUGAGGUCUUUAACGUGCCUGGAGGUGAUUCCAUCAUUCAUGGAUCUUGCUGUUGCACAAACCCUCUGCAGGAGCUGCUUCCGUGCCAACCAGAGAAGUGGUCAGUGAAGCAACUGCCAAGUAAAACCCAGCUACAUCGGGGCAGUGGGCUUCUCGGUGUUGGCGCUGGGUCUAAUAGGGCCUUGGAGCCAAUAAGCACUUCCUUGGCGUGGAUAAAGAAUGAAGGCAAAAGAAACUACUUUAGAGCCUCUCUCCUCCCAACUCAUUUUUGAUAAGCAAACCAGAAAAUCCAACCAGUCAUGGAAAGAACUUGUGUUUUAGUCAUCAAAACCACUCCACUAGCUGCACUGUUGAGAUAUUCCUUUCUUCACCUACCUACGCCUCCCAUCUAAUCCAGGAGUCCCUCCCUCUUUUUUGCUUAGUUCCCAAUCGUUUUAUGAAAAUAAUGUACUUAGAGGUAUUUUCUUAAGGUUUGUAAAGAGUGUUUGCAUUGUGUCUUCAUUUUAACGUGUGUGCAAUCGCUCCAGUCCAGGAAGAACUGAAAUGCUGUCUUGUGAGCAUGAAGUGAACAGGCUGUUUUGCUCCAGCCACUUUUCUUGUACAACCACAUGGAUGGACUAGAUGUUCUCAGGUCUUUUCCAUCUUCAGUUUCUAUGACUGUGGAAUAAAUGUUCAGAUAGAAACUUCAUUUUCUGAUGUACUGCUGGCAUUGUCUUGGGGGAUUCAAAUGUGGACAUGGUACCAGUCCCUUCCUCACAGGAGACCCACUCAUGCUAGGAUUUAUACUUGUUUCUUAGUAGAGUCGACAUGGCACAAAAUAUGCUGAGAAAACAGCCCAGGCAUCACAAAGUACAAUCGAAAUGUCUUCGUCUGAAAGACAUUCUAGGAAAAGCCACAAUACUGAGAGACCUCUAAAAUUUCUGCCCUGGCCACCCUCAUUUAGUAAUUCAACAACCAUCUGCUACACAGCUUGUGUUUACGUGCCAAGUGCUGGAGACACACAGUGAAUAAUAUGGGCAUGGUCUCUGAGCUCAGGGACCUUCUCACAAUCUGUCCUUUUCACAACCUGUCAAUAGACAAUACUAUAGUGGCUAACAUUUAUUGAGCAUUUAUUUUAUUCCAGCUUCAUUAAAACCCCAUGACACAGGUUCUCUAGACCUAGUCUACAGUAGAUAAACUAGACCUCCAGUUUACAGAUGGGAAAACUAAGGCUCAGGGAAUUAUGGAAGUUGUCCAAGGUCACACGGCUUAGGAAGAGGAGUGGCCGAGACAGGUUCACACACAGGCAGUGCAAUUCCAGAACACCCAUUUUAUACUGUCAGGAUUCUGAUCGCUGCCUUACAACCCCCUCUCCUUCUUCCCACCCUCCCCUUCAGUCUUUGUGCCACCGCGCCUCCGGCCCAUGCCUCAGCUGGGCCCCCAGCUCCACAGGGAAGGAAGCCGAUGCACAAACUGCACCUGCUUUGCCACGUCCACUGAACUCAACACUGUGGCCCCAAGUCUCACAGAAACAGCUGUUGUAGGCGUCUCUUGGCUUUCUGGCCCGAGAACUGGUACAGACACAGCAGAGAAUCCCUGAGCAGUCCUGCGGUCCCAGGCCCACCGCGGUCUCCGACGUACCGCCGGCAGUUUCAGCUGCUUGGCCACCUUGCCAGCGUGAAGCUGCUAGCGGGACGCAUUUGUCCAAUCUCACACAAAUACAAACCUACUGUAACCUAGCUCAACU
Messenger RNA from Zalophus californianus (California sea lion), 6175 nucleotides. It is a transcript of the gene GRIN3A, whose product is annotated as glutamate ionotropic receptor NMDA type subunit 3A. Gene Ontology annotation, cellular component: plasma membrane; postsynaptic membrane. Gene Ontology annotation, molecular function: NMDA glutamate receptor activity; transmitter-gated monoatomic ion channel activity involved in regulation of postsynaptic membrane potential. NCBI's taxonomy places the organism in Eukaryota, Metazoa, Chordata, Mammalia, Carnivora, Otariidae. The record is from RefSeq and is a predicted model, not a curated record. The transcript is spliced from 10 exons. The coding region runs from base 29 to 3412 and encodes 1127 amino acids. Gene Ontology annotation, biological process: modulation of chemical synaptic transmission; synaptic transmission, glutamatergic; monoatomic ion transport.